This is a messenger RNA of Sardina pilchardus (European sardine), 1670 nucleotides long. RefSeq lists its product as uncharacterized. The coding region runs from base 1 to 1266 and encodes 421 amino acids. The record is from RefSeq and is a predicted model, not a curated record. Lineage: Eukaryota; Metazoa; Chordata; Actinopteri; Clupeiformes; Clupeidae. The transcript has 4 exons.
AUGGAAGACUCUUCAUUGUCUCCUCCAAGUGCAUGUGAAGCCAUCAGCAAAGUGGUGGACACCGUUUUGAAUGGCGAAAGACUUGUUCCCAUCCCCAACCAACCGGAGAAAUUGAUCUCUGAAUCAAAAAUGAGGGUAUUCUCCCAUGACAUUGCGGAUCAAGUCCAAAAGAUCCUAAAAAGCUCUCAUGGCCUCCAGACUAUUUCUGUGCCAGUGGGGAAGAGUCUUUCAGACUCCAUUCUCUGCAAGUUGCCGGCCAGAGCUGAGAGACAGAAUGAUGCUCCACCUGCAUUUAUUUACAGUUAUGUAGAGCAGGCUGUGAAGCAACUGGUGUCAUCGUGGUUGUUCCCUUCAGAAUCUUCUGAGGACCGAGAACGUUCCCAGCAGAACCCAGAGACCUCAACAUCAUCCUGUGUCCUCAACAUGAUCACAGAAGUGAUGGUCAAAGAGGUCAUGGUGACUCUCCCCACAGAGUUUGAGGGAAAUGUUGCCUCUGCCAACAGUGAUGACUUCAAGAAUGACUAUGCCUCCCUAGUCUCCAUGUUGGUCAUUCGACUUCUGAAGAAAGUCGAUAGCUUACGCCCUUCCAUCGGCACCCGUCAGGACGGAGUUCCGGAUAAAGUUCUGGAUAUCUCCAGAGAAUUGAUCCAGAAGAUUCUGUGUGAGCUUCACACACGUUUUGGUAUCACAAGUGAUGAAAGUCAUCCGCAGCAAGUGAAUUUUCACCUGAUGUACCGAAAUGUGUACAAGGAACUUACUAGAGAGUUUGGGUCUGAAGAUGUGCUGUGUUCUGCCCUGGAAUCGCAAGAUCCAUCUUUUGAGUCCUCCCUUGUGGAGAAAUUGACAGGAGAGAUCGGAAGGACUUGUAGCCAAACCCACUUAGCAGUGUCUGCAGCCCUCCCUCCAGUUCAAGCUGUAAAUGGGCUACAGGAAAAGACCAAAAAGAAGAUGACCCCAUCCUGGCUGAAGAUGCCAACAUUCAAUUGGAAGAAAUCAAAGAACGGAGCACGCAGUGUCCUUGACAGUGAGGGCUCUCUUGUUGCAAGCACAAGUUCCUCUCAGGUUCAGGCCAUGAAGACCGAGCUGAGGGAGACUCUAACCGAGGACACCAAGGUUCCUGAGUGUGCAGCCGGCCGUCUAGAGAUGGCUCAGGAGGAAGAGACCACAGGGUGCUGUUUCUUCAGGAUGCCCAAAUUCAAGUUCUCCUUCAAGGUAGAGUUCAGUUCAUGUAAUGCGUCAAUGAAAUGUGUCUAUUUUGUGGACUAACUGUGAUCUCACAGACUACUGAGUGAAGAACAAAUCGGUUCAGUAUGAUGUGAGUAUGCAGAUGGAAUAUUUAUUUUCUUUACAGUAUUUGAAUUUGAAAUAAUUAUUCUAUCUCUUUGUCAGAAAAUAAUGAGAGGAGCUAAAGUUGGCAAUUACCACAACGUCGCCUCAUUUGAAGAAAAGAACAGUAAUGUGCCAGCCUGUGCACCAUCCUCCUGUGAGACGCAGCUGAAUGAGGAGCCCUCUGCUGAGUUGGCUGCUUCUGAGGGUCUCACUAAGCAGGAUACUACAUCUGGGCUGACCAACAUAUCUUCUCCAGAGAUGGGACUUUCUGACUGAAAUGUUUAAGUCACCUACACAACUAGGCAAUCUUUUGGAUCAUUGGACUUUCAUUUCCAUCUAAA